UAGUCAAGCUCUUCAAUAUGAAUCUUCGCGUAGUAUUCGUACUAUUAUUCUGUGCCACAUAUGCAACUGCCAAACUGCAUCAUUUUAGUAUGAUCAAACGUAAGCAUAAGCAUAGCAAGCCGCUUCAUCGUCGUGUUCAUAAAAGGCACCAGAAUGCCUUGAAAGCCAAAUACGGAUUAAGCACCAUAUCCAAAGUUAAUGCAGUCACCAAUAGUGGUUCCAGUACUUCAGCUGCGAGUUCGGGCAUCCAACAGACAAGCUCUUUAGAAAAUUAUUAUGACGCGGAAUUCUUGGUAACAAUAACCCUUGGUGAACAAUCAUUUAUCGUGGUGCCCGAUACUGGAUCUGCGGAUAUGUGGGUGCCCGAUGCAAGUUGCAAUUUCUGCGCAAAUUCUUGUCAGAAUCAUAUAUUCAAUCGAGCCAAAUCGAAAAGUUUUGUCAACAAUGGCACUUCAUUUAGCAUAACAUAUGGCUCAGGUUCGGCUGCGGGUACAACCGGAUCGGAUACAUUUAAAAUUGGUAAAAUGACCGUUCAAAAUCAAACGUUUGGCUUAGCCAACACUAUAUCCAGUUGCAGUGCCUACGAUGGCAUCUGGGGCUUGGGUUUUCCCUCUCUAUCGCAACUAAAGACUGAGCCGCCUUUUCAAAACCUCAUCACCCAGAAUCAAGUAGAGAAAUCCAUUUUCUCGUUUAGCCUUAAAACCAAUACCAUGAUAAUGGGCGGUUCCAAUUCUAGCCUUUACUAUGGCGAACUCAUCUAUACGCCUGUGACAGUGGCUUCUUAUUGGCAGUUCAACUUACAAACCAUUGACUUUUCGGAUGGGAGUUGUCCACGUUGCUCUGGAAACUGUACAGCAAUUAUGGAUACGGGCACAUCGCUUAUUGUUGGACCAUCUUCGGACAUUAUGGCAUUAAAUACACAACUUGGUGCCACAUUUAAUUCAACAUAUGAUCUUUGGUUAGUCGAGUGCGCGAUAAUCUCAACCCUACCUCAGCUGGUGCUGACUAUAGCUAAUACCAAAUUCUAUAUUAAGCCAGAGACUUAUGUCUUAAAUUUGGGCACUGUCUGCGCCAGUGGUCUAAUGGAUUUGUCAGGCAUAACUUUCUGGAUAAUUGGCGAUGUCUUUUUAAGGCAACACUACGUGGAAUUCGAUUCAACAAAACAGCAAAUGGGUAUUGCUCCGGCUUUAGGGUAAAACUACAAAAAUAUUUGAAUGAUACCGAAAAGAAAUGAAUAAAAAACAAAAAGCAUCGACA
Molecule: messenger RNA, 1257 nt
Organism: Drosophila willistoni
Lineage: Eukaryota; Metazoa; Arthropoda; Insecta; Diptera; Drosophilidae
Product: pepsin A
Exons: 1
Coding region: 18-1196 (392 amino acids)
Biological process (GO): cell death; proteolysis
Cellular component (GO): lysosome
Molecular function (GO): aspartic-type endopeptidase activity
Source: RefSeq, a predicted model, not a curated record